Molecule: messenger RNA, 868 nt
Organism: Pectinophora gossypiella (pink bollworm)
Lineage: Eukaryota; Metazoa; Arthropoda; Insecta; Lepidoptera; Gelechiidae
Gene: CTL6
Exons: 4
Coding region: 11-868 (285 amino acids)
Source: RefSeq, a predicted model, not a curated record
UUGAUUUAAAAUGUUGAUUGUGUUCGCUAGAGCUCUAAUAUUCGGCUUUCUAGUCAAAUCGAUAACUGCCAAUGUGGAGUGCUCCAGUGAUUCUCCCCCGCUUGUGCCAAAAUACCACUUAAUGGAGAAGUGUCACCGUUCGAAGCUGGGAAUUGCAGCUAAAGCCAACUAUACUUCCUUGACGAGUUGCCAAAGACUUGGUAUCGAGAAGAAGGCUUUAGCUUUGAACUUUAGUCCACCAGAAGCGGUGGGGAUGGGAGAACCUAUGGACUACACCUGUGAAGUACUAAAGUGCGCUGAAGCCGAUGGUGGACUGUCGUUGGUGAACGAUACCAGAUAUGAUUACUACAGCAUCUAUGCAAAACCUUUAACCCACGUGAACUCAACAUGCGUGCCAGCAACAGGCAUGUUCUACCUGGUUUCGACCAAGAUGAACUAUUCACAAGCGCAGGCGCAUUGUAAGAACAUGAGCAGCUCGCUUGCAGACGUGACCAGUGAGCAGCGGACUGACCUCCUGGCCGCCUUAUUGGCAGGGGCCACUGUUGAAGCUGCAUUUGUUGCCUUGAAGAGCAACAAUGGCAGUGUCUUCUACAACGUAAAUGGAGAUACUCUAGACUGCACAUCAUAUCGCGCCUGGGCCCCUGGUCAUCCGCGGAGGUAUCGAGACAAGUUCGAUUGUGUCGUCAUCACCAGGCAAAGGACCUGGCGGUCUACGUCCUGCAAGAAAAAGUUUCCAGUUCUUUGUGAACUACUGCCUGGGGGGCCUUAUAAACGACGAGGCCAUAUAUUUGCCAGUAGAAAACGAAAUGAUACCAUUGUGGAACCUGAGCAACCUCAAGAAAAUCAUGAAAGUAACAAUAAAUCGUAA